AUGGUCCCCUUCAACUACUCAGAGCUUCGGCUCGGACCGAAAACUACACGUCUAGUCCGUCUUCUGCCAUCCGAGAAAGACGAAACCCCCAUAAGAUGCGAGCUCAUCACUUAUGUACUGCCAGAGAGCACUGGUAGAAAGCAUCUCUACGAGGCGUUGUCCUACGUAUGGGGCAGCCAAAUUGAGACUCCCUUGGUACACCUCCGAGACCAUCAGCUGGAGAGAAUAUUAUGGAUUGACGCAAUAUGUAUCAAUCAAGAGGAUGCUGAUGAGAAGAGCGAGCAGAUCCCGCUUAUGCGGUCGAUUUAUGCACAAGCUGCUCGCGUUAUUGUCUGGCUUGGAGAGGCUAUGCGGGAUGGUGAUGAAGCACUCAUGAUUAUUCAGCGCUGGGCAGCAGCUAGUAGCCCAUCGGAUGAUAGCUUGUUGGAUGAUUGCUUAUCGGAUCCAUGUUCAAGAUUACUACGGCGCGAUUGGUUCCAACGUGCAUGGAUACUUCAGGAAGUUGGUGUCGCCCGAUGCAUUUCCAUCCUUUGUGGGUCCGUGGAGAUCAAUGGGCAUGUUUUCUGUGAAGGCCUCGAAAACUGCCUACUCUCUCUGCCAAGCUUUAUCUACCCAAUCCUUCACCUGAUCAAGGGCUCGUAUCUCCGACCAAGAUUUGAAAUUGAUUCAUGUGGAACACUUGCUAUAGGUGAAUUGCUUGAUAUGUACCGCUUUCACAAGGCAACUAUGCUACACGACAAGAUAUACUCAUUGCUAGGCCUGUGCGUUGAAGAUCCUGAUGAGGUUGGUUUGAAGCCCAACUAUCGUCUUCCAUGGAAUGAGGUCUUUAUGCAGGCCAUUAUGCAUGUAUUCCCAAGUUCAUGCUCUGUGGAGACAUGGCCGGAGUCACCAGUUGCUGUGAUCAAGGGGAAAGGGUUGGUUCUAGGUUAUGUUGGCUUUGCUCAAAAGCAUAUUCUCAAGAAUGGCUCUCAACAGAUCGAGGUAAACUAUAAUGAUACCGCUCACUCACUAGGUUACCAAGGCAAAUGGGGCACUGAGUGGAGACUUAGAGUUUCUGCGGAGUCAGUUGAGCAAGGUGAUAUUAUCUUCCUAUUGAAGGGAGCCUCAAGUCCAAUCAUCAUUAGACCCUGCAGCGGUUAUUUCACUGUCGUCGUGAGCACAACAGCACUUCAGUCACAUGACGAUAUGGAAUGGUCUAAUGGGGUUUCUACCCCAAAGGAUUUCCUUACACAAAGUUCUCUGAACGACAUUGUCUUGGUUUGGGACAUAUCCUCAUCUGAUGGGGAAAAGAAUAAAGAACAUGACGAUCAAAAUGACCUUAUCUACUUGGUACCACGUUACCAAGAGAAAGCAGUCGAGAAGAAAAAAAGACUACAAGCAAUAUCACUCAUCUCAGAAGGCAUCAUGACGCAAAUACUGCAACAAAAUGGGUCCGAGAAAGGGGAUACGGCGCUAUUGAUGCUCCAUCUACGUAUUGGAAGGGGCCUACCAGACCUUAAGGAAUUAAUCAAGGCAGCUGCUGCAGACAGACGACUUGAUGAAAUUAUGAUGGUAGAGCAGCUCCUGAAACACGGUAGAGAUAGCCUGCCAGUCUCUAAGAGUGUGGUCGCGGCGGCAGCAGCAAAUGAGGAGCUUUUGGGGUUCAUAGCACUGGAGCGGCUCCAGAAAUACUGUGGAAAGUGUCUACCGGUCACUGAAGAUGUGGUCAAGGCAGCAGCAGCAAAUGAAGGAUUUUUUGGGUAUGGGAUCAUUAAGAGACUCCUACAACACUGUGGAGAAAGCAUACCGGUCUCUGAAGAGCUCCUAGAACAUUGUGGACGAGGAAGCAUAAUAGUCUCUAAAGAUGUGAUCAAGGCCGCAACAGCAAAUAAACGUAAUUUUUGGGAUGAGACCGUACAGCAGAGGCUGGAAGAUUUUGCAACGAGUCUACUAGAUUUUGAUGAUGUGAUUGACGCAGUAGCAGCAAAUGAAGAGGUUGGGCAGGAGUUACUCCUAGCUUAUGGAAAGCCAGAGCCUACCAGAAUCUGA
Molecule: messenger RNA, 2028 nt
Organism: Aspergillus vadensis CBS 113365
Lineage: Eukaryota; Fungi; Ascomycota; Eurotiomycetes; Eurotiales; Aspergillaceae
Product: HET domain-containing protein
Exons: 4
Coding region: 1-2028 (675 amino acids)
Source: RefSeq, a predicted model, not a curated record